AUUGGACCAGUUUCUAUUAUUAAAUCAAAGGUUCGUAUAUCUGUUGUUCACUUAUUGGAUACACCUAAAAGCAUAUGUAAUAUUAAAUAUUUGGUAUAAUCAAGUAAAGGAAAUGAUCUGUCAUCAGCUAAUUCAGUUAUUCCAUUUCUAAUUAAGCCUAAUCGUAUUUAAUAUGUUGUAGCCGCGAUGGGUACAUUUUCCGAUAAUAUUUGAAGAUAAGUUUGGUCUGAUUCCUUUUUUUUUUUUGGUGUCUCCGCCAAAUUUGGAAAAAGAAAACGAGAGAAGAAUGUUUUGUUUAUUUGAUCGAGAAAAGAAGAUAAGCUGAACUGAUCAGAGCAUUAUCAAGUUGGGAUCUGAUGACAAAGUCACGUGUAUGUUCUCUGUUUUCUUGUGACCAUGCCACAGAUUUUUUUUCUUUCUUCUCUUCCAGAUCUUGAUCGCAUAAAGAUUCGUUUUGGCUUUUGAAGCUUUUGAAGCUUCUACAAACAAAGGUAAAAAAUGUCGGCUUAUGGUCAUCAGAUGGAGAGGGAAUUCUCAGGUCUAUCCAGCCGAGGUGGUUCCGAAUUGGGGAGUCGAUAUACGAUAGAAUCUGGAUGUUACAUGACAUCUUUAGCAGCUUCCAUCUUCAUAGCUUCUCUUGUAACAUUCGGAGUUUUGAUGAUAACACUUGUUAUAGCUUUAGCAACAAUGUUACAGAGCUGUGGAAACCGAGAUAUUAGAAUGGUCGAGGCUCAAAGACUUGAAGAAAGUUUCAGUUACUGCAAAAUCUUGUCUUUACACUCUCAGCUCAAUAGCUUGCAACAAGAAGACAACAUUGAAUUACCAUUGUUAUGCAAAGAUGUUGCUUUACGCAGAAUCAAACAAGGAAUCUACUUGAGAGAGUUGAACUUCACUAUCCAGAUGGCUCUCACUUAUUUCCAAACCAUCAAACCUAUGAACGAUAGCCGCAAUGUUGUUGUGUUCGAUAUCGAUGAUACCAAUCUAUUAGAACAAGAUGGUUAUCAUAUGAAGUAUAUCGAAGAAGCAAAGCAUCAGAGAAGCAAACUGACACUGGAACUAUAUUCUAAGCUAAUAUCACAAGGCUAUACAAUGGUUCUAUUAUCAAGAAGACCUGAAAGAGAGAGGAACGCCACAGUCGAACAGUUAAAAUCUAGAGGAUACAGCAAUUGGUCACAUUUGAUCAUGAGGGAAGAUAAAAGACAAAAGGAAGAGUUGGAAAGAGGUCACCGUGUAAUUGGAGUAAUUGGUAAUCAUAUGGAUGUGCUAAGAGCCCAGUGGAAUUGGCAAAGCAAGCGUCUGUUCGAACUUCCAAGCCUUACCUAUGAUGAUGUUCUAGCUUACAGUGAAAGAUGAGAUCAUGCAGUUUGAUGUGUAUAAAUUUUCAAGAGUGUUAUGUAAUUUUUUUGUUAUACGGUUUCAAAUAUAACGUAGAGACGUAUUGUAAUUUUUCAAUUGUCUCAUGUAUACUUCUAGCUU
This is a messenger RNA of Camelina sativa (false flax), 1476 nucleotides long. RefSeq lists its product as uncharacterized. NCBI's taxonomy places the organism in Eukaryota, Viridiplantae, Streptophyta, Magnoliopsida, Brassicales, Brassicaceae. The record is from RefSeq and is a predicted model, not a curated record.